GAUGAAAGUCUAUUUCAACAAAACUAUCAAAAUAAGAGAUGAAAAUAAAUAAAAAGAAAUUUCAUACAAUAAAAAUAAACUUUUUUUUCUUCAAAAAAAUCACAUUUAACCAAUAGAAAAUGAAUAAAAGAAAAAAAAAGAAAAGAAAAGAGAAAAAAGAAGCAAUCUGUUUUGUUAGCUCUUACUAUUAUUACUAUUACCUACAUUUACUACUCAUUCUCUAAUAGGAUAAAAGGGAUGUGAAGAUUAACGAAGAUAGUAAGGAAAAAAAGAGGGGGGAAGAAGCAAAAGAAGAAACUAUUAUGAAACGAUUAUCACUUUGACUACCAUGAACAACAACUAACAACUAACACUAAUAAUAAUAAUAACAACAACAACAGGUCUACUGAUUUCUAUUCAGUAGUUGGAAAAACGAAAGAAAGAAAAGAAGUUUUUAUAAAAAUGUAAGUUCAUUAUAAAAUUCUCAUAGUGAUAUCAUAAUGAAUUGAAUCUAUGCUUGUAUAUAUAUAUACAUUAGAUACAUAGUCGUUUAGGGGGGAAAGACGAUUACUUGUCAUUAUCAUCAGAAUGAAUAAUACUCAUCCGUUGCUAUGGCAACAAUUAAUACAUUAUAUAACAAAUUAUAAACAACAACAACAUCAAACAUUGAAUAAUGAUCAUUCUUAUUAUUCAUCUUUUAAUUCCAUAGGAAUUAUACCAACAUCAACUAUUGAACAAUUAGAUCCAAUAGAGUCAAAUAAUGAUUAUGAUUAUGAACAAAUGAAUGUUACAAAUAGGAUGACAAUGUUUAUGAAUACUACGAGUAAUGAUAAUAAUCAAUUAUUAACUUCACUUGCAUCAUCACCAAUCACAACGAAUACAACAUUUUCAUCAUUGUCACCAGUGACUUCAGUGAGUCAUCAUCAUCAUCAUCAUCAUCAGUAUUAUCAUCAAACAUCUCCAUCUUGUUCUCCUCUAUCUCCUCUUCCAUCAGUUCAUCAUCAAAAUCAUCAACAUCGUCAUCAUCAUCAUCAUCCGCAUAAUCAUUUACAUGUUAAACGUCCAAUGAAUGCAUUUAUGGUAUGGUCAAGAGGACAACGACGUAAAAUGGCACAAGCUAAUCCAAAAAUGCAUAAUUCAGAAAUAAGUAAAAGAUUAGGUAUUGAAUGGAAAUUAUUAACAGAUAAUGAAAAACGUCCAUUUAUUGAUGAAGCUAAACGUUUAAGAGUAAAUCAUAUGAAAGCAUAUCCAGAUUACAAAUAUAGACCAAGAAGAAAACCGAAGUAUUCAAGAAAACAAGAAAAAUUUAUCCAACCACCUAUACAAGAUAUUACAUAUCAACUUUAUGGUACAACCCAUGGAUUAUCCAAUUAUACUUUAUUAAAUAGAUCAUUAACUAAUCAAUCUUUAUUACCUUCAUUAUCAAUAACUAAUGAUCAAAAAACAACAAUUCAUUUAUUAAAUAAUUUAAGUAGUAUAUUCACUGAUCAAUUUAAUAUUGAACAUACGGAUGAAUUGAAUACCAUUCAAAAUAUAGAAGGUAAUUCAUGUUUUACCAUUACAAAACCUCCUAAUGUAAUAGAUACAAAUCAUAGUAACUAUGGUUAUAACUGUGAUCAGCAACAACAACAGCGACGACAACACCAGCAACCACAGCAACAACAAUUCGAAUUAAAUAAACCAACAUUUAUGCUUUCACGUUUAUUAGAUCAAAUCAGUAAUAAUAAUAAUAAUAUGGAAGAGAAUAAUGAUUCUAUGACAACAGAAUUAAUGACAACAUCUAAAUCAACUAUGAAUAAUACAAUUCAUACAUUGAGUUAA
Schistosoma rodhaini is the source of this 1800-nucleotide messenger RNA. The record is from the annotation of a GenBank genome assembly. NCBI's taxonomy places the organism in Eukaryota, Metazoa, Platyhelminthes, Trematoda, Strigeidida, Schistosomatidae.